CCAACAAGGUUGAAGAUGUAGAAAUUAGGCCAAGUGAAAUAAAAAGAAUACAUUCGAAUGAGUUUGAACCAAUCAAUGAUAUCGAAAGCAUUUUUUUAGAUUCUGAGACUGGCCAAAGUCCUUCAGAAUCUGAAAUAAUACUUUGGAAUGAUCAAUUGGAUAUAAAAGACAUAGAGCCAAUGAAUUAUGAACAGGAAAACGAAACUGGAGAAUGUUCAAAUAUAGGAAAAGUAGUGUUAAAUGAAUUUGAAGAAUGUUUAAAUACAGAAAAUGAAUAUAUAACUAUAAACUUUACUUUUGAU
Molecule: messenger RNA, 302 nt
Organism: Racocetra fulgida
Lineage: Eukaryota; Fungi; Glomeromycota; Glomeromycetes; Diversisporales; Gigasporaceae
Source: the annotation of a GenBank genome assembly